AUGUUCAUUUAUUUUGCUAACUAUCAGGUGAUUUUGUUUUCGUCGUUCGUAACGUUGAUCUCGUUGUCCAGUAUCUCGUCAAUUCAAGACGGCCAAGUACGAACUCCACCAAUGGGUUGGUUGUCAUGGGAACGAUUCAGAUGCACCACUGACUGUAGUGCUUAUCCGGAUGAUUGCAUUAGUGACAAACUUCUCAGACAAAUGGCUGAUCAUUUGGCGGCUGAUGGUUUUGUAAAGGCGGGCUACAACCAUGUCAUUGUUGAUGAUUGUUGGCUGGCAAAAACCAGGGAUGUGAAAGGAAGACUUCAGCCAGAUGCUGCAAGAUUCCCUCAAGGAAUGAAGCCUCUUGCUGAUUAUAUUCACUCUAAAGGUUUGAAAUUUGGCUUGUACGAAGAUGUCGGGGCAAAGACUUGCGCAGGCUACCCGGGCAGUGAGCAUUACUUUCAACUCGAUGCACAAACAUUUGCUGACUGGACUGUAGAUUAUUUAAAGUUUGAUGGCUGCAACUACCACCCAUCACAAUAUCAAUUUGGUUAUCCAAACAUGAACUUUUUCUUGAAUAUGACGGGCAGGCAGAUCGUUUUGAGUUGCGAAUACGCUCUUUAUGAAAAGUCAUUCCAGAAGCCUAACUACACAGCACAGGCGCAGGUCUGCCAUUUGUCAAGAAAUUUUGACGACAUCGACGACAGUUGGGAUAGUUUGCUGAGUAUCAUCAAAUUCUAUGGAGAGAAUAAUGGUGAUUUUGCAGCAGUUGCAGGCCCCGGCUACUUCAAUGAUCCCGAUAUGUUAAUCAUCGGUAACUUUGGACUGAGUCCAGACCAGGAGAGAGUGCAGAUGGCCGUGUGGUGCAUCCUGGCAGCUCCUCUGAUGAUUUCAAACGAUUUGAGGAAAAUUAGGAAGAGUUCAAAAGAUUUGCUCUUGAAUAAGAUGGCCAUUGCUGUCAAUCAAGACGAGCUAGGAGUCCAAGGAAGAAGAGUUAACAUGAUUGGCAACGUAGAGAUAUGGUCGAAACCGAUUUUACCGGCCGGCAGUUAUGCGUUUGCAUUCGUCAACAGGAACACCGGCGUCCCCACCAAAAUAACCCUCAGCCUCACCCAGUAUACAGAGCAAUUCUGGCUGAAGGAGAACACAAACCAGAAAGUGAAAGAAUUACUUUCCAAUGCACCGGCUGUCGUUGCGUACAAUGUCACAGAAAUUUUUGAGAAUAUAUACGAGGGCGUCUUCAAACCCAGGCAGAGUUUUACUAAAUUCGUUAAUCCAACUGGUGCCUAUUUUGCCAUUGCUACGGCUAUCUACCAGCCUAAGUGAGCUUGCUACUUGUUGUUUCAUUGCGGGGUCCAGUUCUUCUGCCAUCUGUUAAGAGAUUUUAAUGUAGUUAAGAUUUUUAUUAUAUUCAUUGAAAAAUUGCGUUGGUGUUAUCAUAUCAUUAUCGUUAAAGUUGCUCUUUAGCCAAAGCUAAUUGAAUGGCGAGGGAUACCCUUUUAUCGAUGCAUUUGUGAUCGUUUUUAUAUGAUAAUAAUUAUCACAUCUUGUUAUUAGUAACAAUGACAUGAUUUAUAUUUUUGUUUGUAUUUCUUACUUACGUUACUUAAUUACUUACAUAUAUUCUGAGAGUACACUGGCAGUACGAUGGUGUGAUUGAAUUUUGAGGUCGUACUUGCUAUUUAAUGUAACCUUUAUGCUCUUGCUCCUCAGAGACACAGGUUAAACUUUUUUAAAAGUGAUCUGUGCGCUCUUGUUGCAUAUCCUCUUCAGAACCAAUCAUUCGUUGUUAAUUCGUUCACUCGAUUGAUCAUUAUUUGGUAAUUUCAUUCGUUCGUUCAUUCAUUCAGCAAAUCAUUCCUCUGUGAUUACUUCUUAUAAUUUUUUAUUUUAACAUGACUACAUACAUACAAGUACGUAUAUCAAUCUUUUAAAUGCUUUUCAAAACGUAUUUUAACUAUUUAUUUCCACAUUUUUGUAGAAAUAUUGUAAACCUUAUACAAAUUUUUAUCUUAUCAAUUUGUUGUUUGUAAAUUAAAAUUGUAGCAUGGAUGGAAAUAACCUGCUUCUAGUAAG
This is a messenger RNA of Helobdella robusta, 2058 nucleotides long. RefSeq lists its product as hypothetical. The record is from RefSeq and is a predicted model, not a curated record. Gene Ontology annotation, cellular component: cytoplasm. Gene Ontology annotation, molecular function: alpha-galactosidase activity. Bases 1 to 1308 code for a protein of 435 amino acids. The transcript has 8 exons. Gene Ontology annotation, biological process: glycoside catabolic process; oligosaccharide metabolic process; glycosylceramide catabolic process. Lineage: Eukaryota; Metazoa; Annelida; Clitellata; Rhynchobdellida; Glossiphoniidae.